GAAAAAGCCGUUGCUCGUCUGAGCCGUUUUAGCCCCUCGAGUUAUAAAAAUAAAAACACGUUAUUGUGUCUGGCUCUGAGGAUUUAAAACCCUGAGCUGUGUGAGGACAUGAAAACGGAGACAUCCAUGGAUGGAGAGACCUCAGAAGCCUGUGUGAAGAAAGAGGAGACGCUGGAGCUGAGCAUCUACAACUAUGGAGACGAUCUCGACAACCCACCUGAAGGCCUUUCUGUUAAAGUGGAAGAUCCUGAUGAUAAAGACUAUCUCUACUGUGAAGUUUGCAAAUCCUUCUUCCUCAACAAAUGCGAGGUUCAUGGGCCACCCCUCUUCAUCCCCGAUACUCCUGUUCCCAUGGGAGUCCCUGACCGAGCCAGACAAACACUUCCUCCUGGGCUAGAAAUCCAGAAGUCCAGUAUUCCUGAUGCAGGCCUGGGAGUGUUUAAUAAGGGGGAGACUGUUCCAGUAGGUGCACACUUCGGCCCCUGCCAGGGAGAGCUGGUGAACCGAGAGGAAGCCAAGAACAGUGGAGACUCCUCGGUUGUAUACAGGAGCAUGCAGUGUGAAGAAUGCAUCGAUGCCAAAAGAGAGACGCAUGUGAAUUGGAUGAGGUAUGUGAAUUGUGCCCGUAAUGAAGAAGAACAGAAUCUUGUGGCAUUUGAGUAUCAAGGGGGAAUUCUGUAUCGUUGCUGUCGAUCCAUUAGCCCAGGACAGGAGCUCUUGGUGUGGUAUGAAGAGGAGCACACCAAAGAACUCAGUCCUGCACCUACAGGAACAACCAGACAGCAAGAAGUAAAGAACACUCUGCUGCAAGUCUUUUCAUGCUCCACAUGCCCUCGUUCCGAUGCAUCUCCAAUUUACCUCGACAAGCAUAUCCAGAGAUGCCACUAUGAAGAGUACGUGAGACUGCGAGAAUCAGGAGAGAUUAAAUAUAAGCUUCAGAUCCCCUCCAAAUGCUGCAGUCGUCAACCAACAUCAACUGAUAUUGUCCAUUCUGAUACUUCCCAUAAUGAUAUACAGAAGGAAAUUCACCACUGCUCAGAUUGUGGAAAGAGUUUUAGUUAUCAGAAUGCACUCAAGACACACCAGCGCAUUCACACAGGGGAAAAGCGGUAUCACUGCUCACAGUGUGGGAAGAGUUUUACUCGUCAGAGUGAUCUCCGACGACACCAGCGCAUUCACACAGGAGAGAAGCCGUUUCACUGCUCACAGUGUGGGAAGAGUUUUACUGAACGGGGUGAUCUCCGACGACACCAGCGCAUUCACACAGGAGAGAAGCCGUUUCACUGCUCACAGUGUGGGAAGAGUUUUACUCGUCAGAGUACUCUCCAAACACACCAGCACAUUCACACAGGAGAGAAGCCGCAUCACUGCUCACAGUGUGGGAAGAGUUUUAGUCAUCAGACUGCUCUCCAACGACACCAGCACAUUCACACAGGAGAGAAUCCGUAUCACUGCUCACAGUGUGGGAAGAGUUUUACUCAUCAGCGUAAUCUCCGACUACACCAGCGCAUUCACACAGGAGAGAAGCCGUAUCACUGCUCACAGUGUGGGAAGAGUUUUAAUCAGCGGCGUGAUCUCCAAACACACCAGCGCAUUCACACAGGAGAGAAGCCGUAUCACUGCUCACUGUGUGGGAAGAGUUUUAAUCAGCGGAGUAAUCUCCAAACACACCAGCGCAUUCACACAGGAGAGAAGCCGUAUCACUGCUCACAGUGUGGGAAGAGUUUUACUCGUCAGAGUGAUCUCCAACGACACCAGCGCAUUCACACAGGAGAGAAGCUGUAUCACUGCUCUCUGUGUGGGAAGAGUUUUACUCAGCAGUGUGAUCUCCAAACACACCAGCGCAUUCACACAGGAGAGAAGCCGUAUCACUGCUCACUGUGUGGGAAGAGUUUUACUCAGCAGAGUCAUCUCCAACAACACCAGCGCAUUCACACAGGAGAGAAGCCGUAUCACUGCACACAGUGUGGGAAGAGUUUUACUCAGCAGAGUGAUCUCCAAACACACCAGCGCAUUCACACAGGAGAGAAGCCGUAUCACUGCUCACAGUGUGGGAAGAGUUUUACUCAUCAGGGUAAUUUCCAACAACACCAGCGCAUUCACACAGGAGAGAAGCCGUAUCUCUGCUCACAGUGUGGGAAGAGUUUUAAUCAGCGGAGUGAUCUCCAAACACACCAGCGCAUUCACACAGGAGAGAAGCCGUGUCAGUGCUCACAGUGUGGGAAGAGUUUUACUCAUCAGAGUACUCUCCGACGACACCAGCGCAUUCACACAGGAGAGAAGCCGUAUCAGUGCUCACAGUGUGGAAAGAGUUUUACUCAUCAGACUGCUCUCCGACGACACCAGCGCAUUCACACAGGAUAGAAGCCGUAUCACUGCUCACAGUGUGGGAAGAUGUUUGCUUGUUUAGUUACAUUUAAGACCUUCAAGUGCACUAACUCAGACAUUGCAUGAUUUAAAGUUGUCAAAUUAAAUAUGGUUGUUACAGUUUUGGCUGAAAAUGACCUGUACUUUGAACUUUAUUGUUCAUGUUACACUGGUCACCAAUUUUUCAGAAGUUGUCUGCUUCAGAGAUGAAAUUGGCUAUUAUGAAAUUUGGUGUGUCGAAUUAGAAGUGACAGUUAAUCAGCUGAUUAGCUAUGGCUUCCAAGCUAUUUUAAAUUUUAUACUUACAGUUAGGUCCAUAUAUAUUUGGACGCUGACACAAUUUUUUUUUUUUUUUACCUGUUUACUGAAACAUUUUCAAGUUAUAGUUAUAUAAUGGACAUGAAGUCCAGACUUUCAGCUUUCAUUUGAGGGUAUCCACAUUAAAAUUGGAUGAAGUGUUUAGAAGUUUCAGCUCCUUAACAUGUGCCACCCUGUUUUUAAAGGGACCAAAAGUAAUUGGACAAUUGGCUCAAAGGCUAUUUCAUGGGCAGGUGUGGGCAAUUCCUUUAUGUCAUUCUCAAUUAAGCAGAUAAAAGGCCUGGAGUUGAUUUGAGGUGUGGUGCUUGCAUUUGGAAGAUUUUGCUGUGAAGAAAACAUGCGGUCAAAGGAGCUCUCCAUGCAGGUGAAACAAGCCAUCCUUAAGCUGCGAAAACAGAAAAAACCUAUCCGAGAAAUUGCUACAAUAUUAGGAGUGGCAAAAUCUACAGUUUGGUACAUCCUGAGAAAGAAAGAAAGCACUGGUGAACUCAUCAGUGCAAAAAGACCUGGAUGCCCACAGAAGACAACAGUAGUGGAUGAUCGCAGAAUAAUUUCCAUGGUGAAGAGAAACCCCUUCACAACAGCCAACCAAGUGAACAACACUCUCCAGGAGGUACUAGUGUUCACUAGUGUGGGUCACUAGUGUUUAUUGAUGAUGUGAGACAGGACAGAACCAGCCGGAUGAAUUCUGAGGUAUUCAGAGACGUACUGUGUGCUCAAAUGCAGCCAAACUGAUUGGUCGGCGUUUCAUAAUACAGAUGGACAAUGACCCAAAACAUAAAGCCAAAGCAACCCAGGAGUUUAUUAAAGCAAAGACGUGGAAUAUUCUUGAAUGGCCAAGUCAGUCACCUGAUCUCAACCCAAUUGAGCAUGCAUUUCACUUGUUAAAGACUAAACUUCAGACAGAAAGGCCCACAAACAAACCGCUGCAGUAAAGGCCUGGCAGAGCAUUAAAAAGGAGGAAACGCAGCGUCUGGUGAUGUCCAUGAGUUCAAGACUUCAGGCAGUCAUUGCCAACAAAGGGUUUCAACCAAGUAUUAGAAAUGAACAUUUUACUUAAUUUGUCCAAUUACUUUUGAGCCCCUGAAAUGAAGGGAUUGUGUUUAAAAAAUGCUUUAGUUCCUCACAUUUUUAUGCAAUCAUUUUGUUCAACCCACUGAAUUAAAGCUGAAAGUCUGAACUUCGACUGCAUCUGAAUUGUUUUGUUCAAAAUUCAUUGUGGUAAUGUACAGAAUCAAAAUUAGAAAAAUGUCUCUGUUCAAAUAUUUAUGGACCUAACUGUAUGUACAUUGUGUAGAUCGUAAUGUUUUAAGUAUAAAUUGUAAAACUAGGUCUCUUCAUGUGUUUAUGGUCGGUUUACAUGAUAUUUCACCUGUUCUCUUUAUGUAACACUAGGAAAUCAGCAAAAAGUUUAUAUAAAUAAAAUGUAUUAUGAACCAAAUUGCAAAAACCAAUUAUG
Messenger RNA from Neoarius graeffei (lesser salmon catfish), 4144 nucleotides. Its product is annotated as zinc finger protein 345-like. The transcript has 6 exons. Lineage: Eukaryota; Metazoa; Chordata; Actinopteri; Siluriformes; Ariidae. Gene Ontology annotation, molecular function: histone methyltransferase activity; protein binding. The coding region runs from base 109 to 2364 and encodes 751 amino acids. The record is from RefSeq and is a predicted model, not a curated record.